Messenger RNA from Wyeomyia smithii (pitcher-plant mosquito), 866 nucleotides. RefSeq lists its product as uncharacterized. NCBI's taxonomy places the organism in Eukaryota, Metazoa, Arthropoda, Insecta, Diptera, Culicidae. The transcript has 2 exons. The coding region runs from base 189 to 470 and encodes 93 amino acids. The record is from RefSeq and is a predicted model, not a curated record.
AAAGCACCGCUCCAAGCAGUGUUGACGCUUUGUUGUAGAGGAAUUUCAUCAGCGGCAACAACACGUCCCUGUUCCAGUGUUCCAGGCACAUUUACUGCUUUUGCAAGUGUGCCGCAUCCGUUGGACCUGACCGUCUGUGAUUUCAUCCUUCUCGAACAAAAGAGCUGACUAUCAACAUCAGAAAAAAAAUGAAAGCGAUUAUCUGCCUGCUUGCCGUUGUCGCCGUGGCCCUUGCCGCUCCCCAGGACGGGGAAGCUCUGACGAACGAGGCCAUCCGGCAGGCGCAAUCACAGCAGCUGAUACCUCGUGACGCUACCAUCCAGGGCGUGCAUCAAGGUAUCCAGGUGGCAGCCAUCGAGUCGAUCCCCGGAAGCCAACGCGUCGACCUCUUCCAGCUGCUCGGUGAUCAGGUUCCACAGGAAGUUAUCACCAAUCUGCAGUCCCAGGUUGACCAGGUCGGUCAGAACUAACUCAGUCGUUGGAUGAUGACUUCCUUCGAACAGCCGCAGGAUUCUUUUUUGCAUACUCCGCCAGGAGACGAGUUGGAGCACGGGCUGAACCACGAUACGCGCUAGCAGCAUGACACUAUUCGAUCUUAUUUUAAAAUGCAAACUAAGUAGGCUGAAUAACGACAUCUCGACAAAUCGCGUUAGAUUAUGAUUUUUGUUUCUCUCUCUCACACACACGUACACACUUGAAAGAAGUUACCAGUUGGUAGAAAAGACACUUGUUAUUCUUCCACGAUAGUGCCAAUAAUCUUUUUGCGGUCCUACUACAAAAAGAUGUGUUUAUGUUUCGUUCACCAGAGUAAGUGUUAAGGAUUAUGAAGAUUUUUACAAAAUAAAGAAAGUUACGGAAAAUUAAAA